Aspergillus nomiae NRRL 13137 is the source of this 630-nucleotide messenger RNA. Its product is annotated as catalase-peroxidase. NCBI's taxonomy places the organism in Eukaryota, Fungi, Ascomycota, Eurotiomycetes, Eurotiales, Aspergillaceae. Gene Ontology annotation, cellular component: cytosol. The transcript has a single exon. Gene Ontology annotation, molecular function: catalase activity; heme binding. The record is from RefSeq and is a predicted model, not a curated record. Gene Ontology annotation, biological process: cellular response to hydrogen peroxide; hydrogen peroxide catabolic process. Bases 1 to 630 code for a protein of 209 amino acids.
AUGGCAGAGAAGUGUCCCUUCCACAAUCAAGCCAACGUGGCCGGCAGUGGCACCCGGAACCGCGACUGGUGGCCAGACCAGCUGAAGCUGAACAUCCUCCGUCAGCACACAGCAGCCUCAAACCCACUGGAUCCCGAUUUUGACUACGCGGCGGCUUUCAACAGUCUGGAUUACUAUGCCUUGAAGAAGGACCUGCAAGAUCUGAUGACCGAUUCCCAGGACUGGUGGCCAGCAGACUUUGGUCAUUACGGUGGCCUCUUCAUCCGCAUGGCCUGGCAUAGUGCGGGUACCUAUCGCACCUUUGAUGGUCGUGGUGGUGGUGGGCAAGGUCAACAACGGUUCGCGCCUCUCAACAGCUGGCCGGACAACGUGAGUCUCGACAAAGCUCGACGCCUGCUGUGGCCGAUUAAGCAGAAGUAUGGCAACAAGAUCUCCUGGGCGGACCUGAUGAUCUUGACGGGCAACGUGGCCCUAGAGUCGAUGGGUUUCCAGACAUUCGGAUUUGCCGGUGGCCGUAAGGAUACUUGGGAAGCAGACGAAUCGGCCUACUGGGGUGGUGAGACCACUUGGCUCGGGAAUGACGUGCGGUAUUCCCACGCUCUGCCGGAUCUUCCAAGCACGGGACUGUGA